AGACCUGUUGCUCUGUUGACAGGACUUGAAAAGAGCUGCUCACGAAUGUGUCUGGUUUUGAACAGAACAAAUUUAAUCACAUGAUAAGAGAGAAAUUCAGUUCAGAUCAUCUGGUGAUGUAUUUUUGUCUUUGCUUUCUGCUUGGAGCAUUCUUCUCUAAAGGCGGUUAUUCUGCACAUGCUCAGCCUGAGAAGGUGGUGGCCUUUGCUGGGGCACAUGUCAUCCUCCCCUGCAGUUUUAAAAACCCUCUGAGUGAUCAAGUCCCAACAGUGGAGUGGUCCAAGGAAGGCCUUACCAAUUCCAAUGUCGUCUUCUUGUACCGUGACGGCUGUGAGACCUUCGAGAUGAAGAAUGUGGACUUUGAGUUCCGGACGAGCCUCUUCAUGAGAGAAGUGAAAAACGGGAAUGUCUCAUUGAGGAUCUCCAACGUAAAGCUGUGUGAUGCUGGGAUCUAUCGAUGUUUGAUCAUCCAAAGUGGAACAAAAGAAACUACAAAAGUAGAGCUGGUUGUUGCUGCUGAGUCUGACCCAAAGCUCGAAGUGGUUUCUGUAGAAAAUGAGAGAGUGACUGUGACUUGUCAAGCAACCUGCGUGCUGCCAGCACCACUGAUCCUGAUUCUGGAUGAUAAAGGAAAUGACAUCACUGACGAGGAGCCAAACCAAGAACAAGAUCGUAGAGGAUGUAACACCACUAGGCAAACAUUCUCUAUGCAGGAUUCUACAAGAAGGGUUGUCUGCAGAGUCAAGCUGCCACAAACGGACCAGAACAAGACUGCAGAGAUCCUCCUUUUAGCUUCCUGUACGGGGUUCAACGUUAUAACCAUUUGCUGUACUAUUGGACUGAUUUUUGCUUUCUGCCUUUUGUCUGGAAUAUGUUUUUACAUCUGGAGGAAAUUUGGCAAAAAUGCAGACAGGAAACAGCCCUGCGUCGGAAGGAAAUCAUCUGACUCUGAUUUAACAAACGUCUCCUGUGAAAACUUGGGCCUUAUAACUAACAGGGCUGAAAACACAGGAAAAGGGAAAAUUAAUAAUCUAGAAAAUGAGGUCACUGUUUUGAGGUCUGCAAUCAGUAGGAAAUAUGAGGAUAUAUCUAAACUACAGGAGCAAAUCCAGUCAAUGGGUGCUCUCUACCAUCACGACAGGCCAACAACUGCCCAACAUUUUGCUGAAUCACUCCAUGGUUUUUCAGGUUGCCCGAACCAAACUUCAGACAUCAACAUCGAGACCACAAAGAUUCAAAGUGAUCGCAACCCAAAGAAAAAAGCUUCAAAACAUGCAAAACCUAUUCAACAAAAUCAAAACAGCAAUUUAAGUCCUCGCAGAGUGUCUAAAAGAACAUCAGGUCAUAGCAGCAUUUCACAGCGAAAGAGUUUGACUGCCUCAGGGUUUGCAGCUGGUAGUGACAAGAAAAGAAAUGUUGAUCCUGUAACUGAUCUCUUGUCUAAUGCUGGUGAUAGCGGUGGCAUAGUUCACCGCAGACAAUCCUCAUGGCCUUUAACUCAACACCAGUUUAACAACCGUUACUUUCCUCUGGCUGACCUAACAGAACAGUGAACAGUUUAUAUACAGUAAAUCCAAUUGUACCACAAACUACAAAGACACUUAUAUGCAUUGAAUGGCCUCGUAAAAAGCCUGCACUUCAUUAGCACAAGGCCUGAGGAACCUAAAGCGCUUUACACUUUACCCAUUUAUGCACACAUUCACACACUGACAGUGGUAGGCUAAUAAAAACAAGGCUGCCAUACAAUCGGUGCCACCGGACCCUCAAACCACCAUCAGCAGGCAAGGUGGGUGAAGUGUCAUGCCCAAGGACACAAUGACUGAGACGGACGGAGCAGAUGUUUGAACAAGGUUCAUUAUUUUCUACUGUCAGUGCACAGCAGCCAUAUUGGAUAUUUAGCUUGGGACUGCUCAGGGACUUCUGAAACUGUUCAACUAAGAAAUUGGGAAAUGUAAUUUCCAAAUACAAACAGGACGUAUCAAUACAGUACAACAUGUAAAGCAUAUUUGUUUAUGUUAGUGCAGUUUAUUUCAAAAAUGAAGAAGCUAAUGUUCCAUCACAUAGCUAUGUUUGAGGGACAUUUUGGCUAGGGACUGAUGGCUCUGGGUUAUAAUGACAAAAAACUCAUUUAUCUUGCAACACUCCUGGUCACCGCUGAAACUUGGUUUUAGCUAAUGUCACUUUAAGACUGCUCCAAUUGGUUAUACAGCCAUGCAUGACACCAGCCAAACUGAUGUUUUUCAUUUAUCUGAGUAGUUGGAACUCUAAUCUGAGACUGGCAUUACACCACUUAAUAGAGUAAUCAAAUGGAUUUGUUAAUUAUUGUGCUCUCUGAACACUACUCUUGCAAUAGAAGCCAUUUACAAAAACCUUUUACUGCCUUCAAUGCAUAAAAACAAAGUACAGUUGAAAGUACAUCUGAAGAGAGGUUAUACCAUACUCUGUGUGUGACUAAUUUAAUGAAAUGCUAGGCGACAGAAAUGCAAAAGGUCCAUCUAUUAGCAGUUUUUUAGCAGUUUUAUUCAGUAGGACUUGUAUUUGUGAAACAGUGUGUGGUCACACCCACGAUGCUGUAACAUGAGUGUUUUUUCUUUCUUUAAUAAAAGGCUGUGACACAGGGCAGCUAAUUUGAG
Girardinichthys multiradiatus is the source of this 2633-nucleotide messenger RNA. Its product is annotated as selection and upkeep of intraepithelial T-cells protein 1-like. Bases 81 to 1553 code for a protein of 490 amino acids. The record is from RefSeq and is a predicted model, not a curated record. Lineage: Eukaryota; Metazoa; Chordata; Actinopteri; Cyprinodontiformes; Goodeidae. The transcript is spliced from 6 exons.